UCUAUUGCAUACGGGAUUUCCUUAACUAAAGCUUUUUUGUUAUCAAUUGCGGGAUUCACAACCUCAGAAAUCACAUCAGUUGGAGUUUGAUAAUGAACACUCCCGCUUUCUGAGAAUUUUAAAAAGGAUAAAGUUCGUUCUUCAAGUGCUAUCUAUCGUGCGAAUUAUUAUCACUACUUGGGCACAAGCAACCUUUUAAGUUACAACCCGCUGUUCUCAGUAAAUAGUGCUCGUAUACUGUUCGUGUACGUUGUGGUUUUGCUGUGCGUUUCUUUUUAUUGACAAUUGGGUAAACAUGAGCGGAAACGAGGGAAGCAGCCGCCUCAGACGCUACCUGGGAAGUAUGGCGGAGGGAGCAGGGCGCUACCAGGGAAGUGUGGUGGCGAGCGCAGGACGCUACCUGGGAAGUAUGGCGGAGGGAGCAGGGCGCUACCAGGGAAGUGUGGUGGCGAGCGCAGGACGCUACCUGGGAAGUAUGGCGGAGGGAGCAGGGCGCUACCAGGGAAGUGUGGUGGCGAGCGCAGGACGCUACCUGGGAAGUAUGGCGGAGGGAGCAGGGCGCUACCAGGGAAGUGUGGUGGCGAGCGCAGGACGCUACCUGGGAAGUAUGGCGGAGGGAGCAGGGCGCUACCAGGGAAGUGUGGUGGCGAGCGCAGGACGCUACCUGGGAAGUAUGGCGGAGGGAGCAGGGCGCUACCAGGGAAGUGUGGUGGCGAGCGCAGGACGCUACCUGGGAAGUAUGGCGGAGGGAGCAGGGCGCUACCAGGGAAGUGUGGUGGCGAGCGCAGGACGCUACCUGGGAAGUGUGGCGGAGAGCGUAGCUGCCAUCAGUCGCCUGCCAGGAGGCAAGUUCGGCCUGCUGCCCGCCAAGCAGCUCAGCAAGUCCACCCGGUUCGGCAUCAAGGAACUGACUACGGGCAGAUGGCUCUUGAGGUUCGACAAGCCCCAUGCUGGUGUCAGACACGCUCAUGUGAACAUCAACUACAAGCUGACGAGAGUCCGGGAUCCACAUACCAGAGUACCGGAGUCGGUGGUAAACGCUCUUGGCGUGGGUGGGAAGGUGCUGCGCACGGUCGGCGAGGCAGCGACUGUGGUCGCAGUGGCGGUGGACGCCUACCGCCUGGGCCGCGACGCCGAGGCGGACAUCCUGGAGAAGGGCCGGCUGGGCAAGCGCACGGCCAGGACGGCCGCCUCCAUCGGCGGCGGCUGGGCCGGGGGGCUCGGCGGCGCGGCGGCGGGGAACAUCACCGGCGCCUGGGUGGGCGGCGCCCUGGGGUCGCUGCCGGGGGCCGCGGUCGGCUCGCUCGUCGGCGCGGUGCUGGGCGGCGUGGCGGGAUGCGUAGGCGGCAGCACGGCAGCGAGCAGCGCCGUGGGGGCGGCGCCCUCGUCGGCGGCGGGGGCCACCAUCUACAGCUGGUGUCCGAGUCUGCUGUCCCGCCUCCAGCGUUAAGCCCGGAAGGCCCGGUCUCACACGCCAUGCGAUCGUUACUAUUACUCCUGUACUAUAUCUAACAUUUCAACACUAAGUAUAAAACAAAUGCUGUAAAAAGUCACGCAAGUGAAAAAACGAAAAAUUUGAGCCACUUUUUACAUCCAUUAUAUUACGCUUAGUGAAUAUCUGUUGAAAAUAUUUGUGAGGAAACAACAAAUUCAAGGGAGGUAUCACGUUAAAAGUUCAGUUCAAGCCCUUAAAUAGAAGUAAUGAGAAGAACAUGAAAAACAUCAACGAGGCAUGUGAGACCGAGCCGUAAGUGUAAAAAAAAAAACUUUUAAUUUUUAAUUUUUUUUUGGUGGAGGGUAACAGGUUGACAAGUUACAUGUGUGGUACAAUUUUAAAUAAAUAAUUAACAGUUUAUAUAAAAUUAAAUAAAUGUAUGGUGUAUGUAACUAACAUAGUUUAUCUUUACCGUAUUGUGGAUGACGAAUGAAAGUCACAUAAUUAAAAAAAAAUCUUUCUAGGUGUAGAAUAUUUCGGUCAAAUUAAGUACCUAUGUAAUAAUUUUCUGUAAUCAAUUGCCACAAUUUUUUUUUAUGUAGCGAUGUAAUUGCUGCUCGUGAAAAUGUACCAACGUAUAGUGUUUAAAAAAAAAGUAGUUUUGUAAGUCUAAAAACAUGUGUAAUAUCAUUUUCAAUAAUGACCUCAUUUAAACUUAUGACUCGUAGCUUCAUUGCUGCUGUCUCGGCUCAUAGUUCGGAAUAAAUUACCAAACAUUUUACUUGUGUAACUAUUGUGUACUGUAAUUGCUGAACAAUGACUACACUGGUCAAAACAUUGCCCUACAGUACCGUAUAUAAUAAUUUAUUUUUAUUAAAUUUUCGUGUGUGACUUUUUAAAUAAUUAAUCAUUUGGUCUGGCAAUUUUUUUUAAAUAUGAAAUGCUUUGUAAUGUUACGUCUUAUGUGACACUUAUUAAAUUACUGAAUUUUA
Messenger RNA from Bacillus rossius redtenbacheri, 2427 nucleotides. RefSeq lists its product as uncharacterized. Lineage: Eukaryota; Metazoa; Arthropoda; Insecta; Phasmatodea; Bacillidae. The transcript is spliced from 3 exons. The record is from RefSeq and is a predicted model, not a curated record. Bases 296 to 1450 code for a protein of 384 amino acids.